Messenger RNA from Aspergillus sclerotioniger CBS 115572, 1647 nucleotides. RefSeq names its product putative nucleotide-sugar transporter. The record is from RefSeq and is a predicted model, not a curated record. The coding region runs from base 61 to 1206 and encodes 381 amino acids. Gene Ontology annotation, molecular function: pyrimidine nucleotide-sugar transmembrane transporter activity. NCBI's taxonomy places the organism in Eukaryota, Fungi, Ascomycota, Eurotiomycetes, Eurotiales, Aspergillaceae. Gene Ontology annotation, biological process: pyrimidine nucleotide-sugar transmembrane transport. The transcript is spliced from 2 exons. Gene Ontology annotation, cellular component: Golgi membrane; intracellular membrane-bounded organelle.
ACUCCUGGACUCUAGCAUGGAAACUGUUACUCAUGCACCCCCCUUCACGGCAGGAUCCAGAUGUUCACCGGAGAAAUGGGUAGCUGGCUGGUAAUCCUUGGGACCUAUCUUUACCAACGUUAUAUUGCUCCGCGUAUGUCCAACAGUUCUUCCCCUCUCUUGGCUGGUGGCUAUCGUCCUGUCAACGCAGCGGAGGGAUUUGACGAGGAGGAGGAUUACACGAUUCGAGGACCCGAAGCAUCGGAUGAUGCCACGAAGCCCUCUACGUCCCCGGACGGGCGCAUCCCCCUCCAAGGGCGCAAGAUCUUCAUGCUUGCAGCACCAGCAUGUUGCGAUAUCGCUGGCACGACUCUCAUGAACGUCGGGUUGCUCUUUGUCGCUGCAAGUGUCUACCAGAUGACUCGUGGCGCCCUAGUUUUGUUUGUUGGUCUCUUUAGCGUCCUUUUCCUCCACCGCAAGCUCCAUCUCUACCAUUGGCUUGCCCUAUUCAUCGUGGUUCUCGGUGUUGCUUUGGUUGGUCUUGCUGGUGCCCUCUUCAGUGACCACCAAGGUCACGAUGUCUCACAAGAGAGUACUGCCGCCACCGUGGCACACGCCAUCAGGGAAGUCCAAGCCACGACGCAAUCUCCGCAAGCGGUACAAGCCAUCAUUGGUGUGCUCCUUAUAGCCGCAGCUCAGAUCUUCACCGCCUCGCAAUUCGUCUUGGAAGAGUGGAUCUUAGAGAAUUAUGAGAUGGACCCUCUCCAGGUUGUUGGUUGGGAGGGGAUCUUCGGGUUCUCUGUGACCGUUAUUGGCUCCAUCAUCUUGUACCUGGUUGUAGGCCGCACUGAGGCUGGUCGCUACGGCUACUUCGAUGCAAAGGAAGGAUGGAGCCAGGUUUUCAACAACCGAGCAAUUGCUAUGUCCAGCUUCUUAAUCAUGAUCAGCAUUGGCGGCUUCAACUUCUUCGGUCUUUCCGUCACCCGCACCGUAUCUGCUACCUCUCGCAGCACGAUCGACACAUGCCGGACCCUCUUCAUCUGGCUCGUCUCCCUCGCCCUAGGCUGGGAAACCUUCAAGUGGCUGCAAGUUGCCGGUUUCGCACUCCUCGUUUACGGAACCUUCCUGUUCAACGAGAUUGUCCGGCCACCGCUCAAGGCCUGUCUUCCCAGCUCUCACCGGGAUCGAGAAAUUCUUCUUCCCGAAGAGCCGAUUGAGCAUAUGUAAGUUUGACUCAUCCGUCUAGCCAAAUCAACAACGAGCGUCCCACCACCGCCCACCUGCAUAGGUGAUAUGGCGUCUAUCCUUGAUGGAUCAGACUUUUAUACAACAUGACAUACCAUUCCAAUCACCUAUGAUUCACUACAUGAGCUACUGCUUCUCCGACUUUUUUGCUUUGAUCUCACUCUCGCAAUAUAUAUGCUUUGAGGAUCGGAACGGGGGCCUUUCUCCAUGGCGUUUUGGAUUUUGCUGUUGCUCUUGGAUACAAACUGGCAAAUAGAGAGGCUGCGACUGUUUCUGUGAAACAACGAACAAUUUAGUUAUUCUUGCGUUGCUUGGAGUUUCUAGGUCAUUAUUGGAGUCGCUUGGGGUUGUUUAUUUCUAUUGUAUCAGCAAUAAGGUAGAAAAUUCCCAAGAUAUCUCUAUAGUAUAGCUUCCUGCAGCUAA